AGUGAAAAAAAAAAUUACGAAAUUCGCUGUCUGGUGCUUAAUGGUGCUUGUAAAUUGAACACAAAUAAAUUUCUAUAUUGAAAAUGUUGAGACAUUUAACAUAAAGAAUAUAUUCUAUAGUAGUUCUAUAAAAAAAAUAAAAAAAGAAAUACUUAAAGUGUACAAAAUAAUUAAAAAAGCAUUUAAACAAACGCCACAAAGAGAAGAAAACUUGCAUAAUUGGUGCUUUGAAACGGCAUUAAAAUCGCUUCUUCCAUUCAAAGGACGUCUGUGAGUGUGUCUGUGUGAAUUUUUAAUACAUAACAGGAAAUUCCGACAGAAACUAAAAAUAGGAAAAUAAGACAAAAUCAGAACUUUUCACUACCAAAAGUGCAUACCACCCCCUUUUUGGCAACGUAAAACUUACAAUCGACAAUCCGACUCUCUCGUUUCGUGCUCAGAAGUGUUAAGGGAGGAAAUGCAUAACUGAAUUCAGCGAGCUGAAAAACUCGGAAAACGUUGUUAUCAAACGAAUAGAGACAACAUACGCACAAAUAUAAAUUAACAAAUCCUACUCUUAUAAUCGCACACAAUCAUAUACAAUCCAUCGUACACAAUCCAACAGAAGCGCACACAGCACUAAAGUCUCCGAAGAGUCCUUUGAAGGAUUUGUGCAACCAUAAAUUACAAAAAGUAAACAAAACAGAACGACGAGCGCGAUGAGUUUUUUACUACCGAGCGAAACAUAAACUUCCGCUCAACUAUUCUAAAUUGUGACUAGUAAAGCAAUAAAAAAAAGGAUAUGAAGGCUGCAGUAUUCGCAGAAAAGUUCUUUAUGUUCGAAAAAUUCCGUCCAGGAAAGCCCACAAAUACAGGAAUAUGUUUUAGGAUUAAUUAUAAAAAAUACAAUAAAAUUGAAAUUAAUAAUAAUUUAUAAAAUUAAAGGUGCCAAAUAGAUAAUUAAUUAAUUUAAAAAUAAAAUUUAAAUAAAAAUACAAACAUUUUAAAUAAUGUUUGGGUCAAAACUACGAACAUGGAUGGAAAAUCACAUUGGUCGUCCCCGUAAAAAAGGAAACAAAAAUAAAAACGAUAAAAGCAAUGUUCCCACCACAAGUUCUGUUGCUGCUGCUGCGGGCAGUGGCAGUCUUGAUGUCUACAAAAAAACUGCCGCCACCGGAUUUACAAUUUAUCAUGGAAAUAGCACAAUGUCAACGACAACGACUACAUCAAUCACAGCAGCACCAGGCUCAGUUUCUAUACCCAACGGUAACCAUCAUCACAACAAUGGCUGCAGCAGUGUCAUUUCGAGUCCUGUCAGACGUCGCGAAGUCUCGCCAAUUCAGAAUCAAAGUCGCUAUGGAUGGCAAUCACCAGAUCAGGAGACAAUAACUUCGCCAAAGUCUGAUAAUUUCCUUUAUGCGCCACAGCAUCACCACCACCGAAUAAGAACAAACCAAACUGCACCAAAUAGCAAAGAAAACUCAUGUGAAGAAAAAACAACAAAACAACAACAAUUAUUACAACCCGAUUUAUCUUCCUCAUCAUUUUCCUCCCUAUCCUGGUCAACGGGAUCAAAAGAACCUUCAAUGAAUGUUAGUAACAAUAAUCAACAAGUGCAGCAAAGACUGCAUAUUGAAAGUCGUAAUAAUAGUUCCACAGCCGAUACAUGCACUCAAUCUCGCAACGAAAGUUGCUCCGAAUUGCGAGAUUUGGAAGAAAAUGAGGCUGACGUAGUACACUAUGAAGAAAUAUGUACAAUUUUACGACAUCCAGAGCAUAUAACUAAUAAUAAUUCCAGAAACUAUGCUGAUUUUGAGCGGCCCAAAUCAGAGCAGCUCGGCACUUUUCUAACUAAACGUAAUUUUUAUGAUUACAAGACACAGGAUGAUGCUUCUUCACGGUAUGGACGUUUGUUACCCUCAAAAAUUCAAAAUCAACAUACAAGCGGUUCAAUUGAUAGCCUCAAUGCAAAUCACUUACGUGCAAGUAACUCUAACACUGACAUCAAAUCUAAUAAUAAUCAUAUAAGUACGACACGUAGACCAGUAAAUCAAUAUCAGAAUCUAGGCAAUCCAAACAUGAUGAUGCCACACCCACCAAGAAAUUCCAGACUAAGAACAAACCGUUACGUUACACAAGGACUAAAUGGAACGCAAGUACAACCACAAGCUGCUGGUCCACAGAUGCAUAUAUUAUCAUCUCCAGAAAGUGCUUAUUCCACAGGCUAUUCGACUGAUGGAACUUCUCCAGGUGCAAUAUACACACCUCCAGAGUAUUAUAUCAAUAUGCGCACUGGUACGCAUUAUUUUCCAAAGAGUGUCAAUUCACUAGCCAUUGAAGCACAACGUUACAAAUUUGGAUUAAAUAAAAUAGAAGAAAUGUCACCAAUAGAUCCAUUGCCAAAAACAUCGUUUGCAAAUUAUUCUAGUCAUCACAGUAGCACACAAAGUCAUAUCAUGGCUAAUAUAUAUACCACCAAUAAUGAAAUCGGCAUUAAUCGUGGAUCCACAAGUAGUGGACGGAGUCCACUAGGAGCACAUAACACUAUAGUCUUACCUACACUAAAGGGAUUUGAAUCGCCCUCUCCGCGACAGCGUUGCCGUAUACGUACAAACCCUUGGUACUCGACAACUGAGACAUCAUCAUCGGCAGCGACAACAGUUGGUUCAGCACAGCAACAACAACAACAGCAAUCGCAUUUCAUGCCACCUUCAACAUCGCAAUCAACAAUUUCAUCCUCAAAGUCAGUUUGUUCCUCUUUAAUGAAAAUGGAAAUUGACGCUACCAGCACUUCAUCCUCAGGCAUUAAAUCAAGCAACGAGGCGAGAAGUUCAAGUGACAGAAACAACAAGCACAAUGAGAAAUCAGCUUACGACUCGUCAGAGAGUUCUUCGUCCUUGACUGAAGUGGAGAACAUGCAGAGACUUAAUUCACCAAAUACCAUAAGGCGUAAACGUACCGAACACUUGCAACACACACUAGAAACGCCUGUUGCAAAUCUACUUUAUGCACAAUGUGCAACUGGGCUGGGAAGUGCGCGUGAAUAUCCUGAUGCCAUCAUAAGUGACGAAGAUGCAACACUUAAUGAAAUGAUGGGAAAAUUUGAUGAGAGUUAUGUUUAUGAGAAAGAGACUGACAUUUUAAGCAGUGAUUCAGAUCCUACAGACUGUGCCUCAGAUUUGGAUACUGGUCAAGAUGCGGGAGAUGAAUGCGAUACUGAUGAGUUGCUCGAUAUUGAUUUUAUCGAUACUUCGUCUAUACAAGAAGUUAAUGAUAGGAAGGAUUCUCAAUGCAAUAUGGGCAGUUGUCAUUAUUACAAUAAUAAUAAUCCUAUUGGCUUAACGCAGCAACAAUAUGCUGAAGCACGGGCUUCUGUGCGUACACGCAGACGAUCGCGUAGCCUUAAGUCUUCACAUGAUGCUAAUGCAUCUAACUCAGGUGGAAAUAUACCUAAACCGGCGUCGCAGCGUAGGCGUAAGCGUUUUUUGAAAACAAGAAAGAAGAGCACGGAAAAUCGAGAACACUACAAUUCGCCAGUGCGAAAGCCACGCGAGUCGCGUAGUGUAGGUGGUACACCAGUUUGUCUUAGACGAAAUAUGAGUGCUGGUAGAGAACGAAUUUACAAAACCUCUCCUCUUUCAAACCGUUCGAGUUCUCUAGUAUUUACCGACGUUCGAGAAUCCCGAUUUAUGACAAUUGCAGAAAGUGAGAAAGCAUUAUUAAAGGCCGACUUGGAAGCCGAUGUAAAAUACCGACAAUUGAUACUAGAAGCAGAAUCACUACUUGUGUCUAUUAAGAGUAGCGUGCAGAGUAUACCUCGUGAGACGCCUGUGGCUAGUCCAAGACGUGUUAAUCCCUUAGUAAAUAAACGAGUUGAAAUGUUAAAAAAUUGUGAAGUGGAAAAUAAACGUGAUCAAUUAAAACAACAACAACAGCAGCAGCAACAGAGAUCUAUAGAUAAUGCUGCAUUUGGUGAACAUGAAUUAACGGCGGCUAUAAAUAAGCGUGUAGAAUUUCUUAAAUAUGAGACCACAUCUGCACCGAAUAGCCCUAAAUUUGUGAGACUCAGUCCACGCAAGACACAUUUGACUAACUUUAUUAAUCAGAAUGUGGCUGCAGAUAUGCCUUUGCGGAAAAAUGUUAAUCAAGAUAUCGCUAAAGCACAACUAUCUCCAAAAUUGCAUUCCAGUGGUAGGAAAGCUGUGAAUAGCCCACAAGGACGUCGUCGUUAUCGCAGCCAAUCACCAAAGUUGCACAAUAAUUCACAAGCGUUAUUCGACAGUGAUUCUGAAGCCGAUAUCAGCUUUAAACAUUCACAAAAUAUAUCCAUACUUAAUGGAAGCCCUAAACGUAAUAGAAAUAUACAACACCAAAGUUCUGCGGAAGAUAUGGCAAAUCAUAACUACUUGCCUGAAAUAGCCAAAAUAUUGCUCUAUGAGCAGUCGGACUAUAAUAACUGUAAUGCGGUAGGUGAAAACAAGUCUGGUAUGUUGACCUUUAAUUCCGUUGGUGGAAAUAUGACACACUAUUGUCCACAAAGCGAACCACUUAAGAGGAAGGUAUAUAAAGGCAGUUCUACAUUUGAACGUAUUAAGAAAAGCUUUGACUUGGAAUCUGAGAUACCCAAGCAAGUUUUGUUGGCUAAAAUAAAUCAUUUAAGACGUGAACGCCAGCAGCACACAAGCUCAAAGCUUUCAUCAACGAAAAGCUCUAGUCAAGACGUGAACCACGAUGGUGAAAACGGCGACAAAGUUAGUGAUGUGAAAAAACAAUUAAUAUUGAACACAAUCGCCGAUUUGAAACGUAGUCUUGAGAAUCAGAGUGUAGAGCUUAAUGGACUUAAUGAAGAUUAAAGACAACACUUGACUUGGUUACAAGUUUUUAGUAAUACUUCAUAAUGUGCAUUGGCACAAUAAUGAAUUUAAGUGUUCGCAGACAAUUGCUGAGAUAUGUCAAGUAUCUGGAAAAGAAGACAAAAAUGACAACCAAAAAAAAAAUAUUUCCACAAAUGUUAACAAAUAUAGUGUAGUUUCAAGAAUGUGGAAAAUAAACUGUUUAGAUUAUAGGUAUGGCUUAUACAAUAAGGCUCUUAGAAAUUCACAAGUUUUGCAAGAUAAAUAACUAUAAUUACUUAAAAACACUCAUAGAUUUCGGUGCGAUUAUUGUUUUUCACUAUGUAACAGCUGUAAACUGUAGUUCAUGUAAGAAUUACGAUAAAAUGCUCAUAUAUUAUAUACGUGUAAAUAUUUAUAUAUAAUAUAUACCCAAUAUAAAACAAGUUAAUACACAAGAAUUUAGUUAAAAUCCCUUGACUCGAGAUAGAAACAUAAAUUAGAAACAUACAUUCAAUCUUCAAGGACUU
Molecule: messenger RNA, 5341 nt
Organism: Teleopsis dalmanni
Lineage: Eukaryota; Metazoa; Arthropoda; Insecta; Diptera; Diopsidae
Product: serine-rich adhesin for platelets
Exons: 12
Coding region: 990-4832 (1280 amino acids)
Source: RefSeq, a predicted model, not a curated record